Messenger RNA from Psammomys obesus (fat sand rat), 990 nucleotides. RefSeq names its product luteinizing hormone subunit beta (gene Lhb). Gene Ontology annotation, cellular component: cytoplasm; extracellular region. The coding region runs from base 434 to 916 and encodes 160 amino acids. The record is from RefSeq and is a predicted model, not a curated record. The transcript has 2 exons. NCBI's taxonomy places the organism in Eukaryota, Metazoa, Chordata, Mammalia, Rodentia, Muridae. Gene Ontology annotation, molecular function: hormone activity. Gene Ontology annotation, biological process: G protein-coupled receptor signaling pathway.
CCUUCCUGUGCCUGUUUCUAUGCUCCCGACGUGAGCGAAGCUCAGACACCCGGGCUGAGUAUGAGGCCACGUCACUGCGACGCUGGCGCCCGUCCCUCGCCUGCCUGACCUUGCCCGUCUCUCGCCCCCAGGGAGAUUAGUGUCUAGGUUACCCAAGCCCACAGGUGCUGCUGGGUGGCCUUGCCACCCCCACAGGCCACAGGUAUAAAGCCAGGUGGCCAAGGUAGGGGAGGCAUCAAGAAUGGAGAGGCUCCAGGUAAGACUAGGGCCUGAGCGCCUCCCGCCUCCACUAGACCCCAACUAGCACAGACCGACAGCCCUGUGAGGUAAGGCAGGGAGGGCGGGUAGGAGGGGGCUCCUAGUGGCGGACUCCAGGCAGGAGAGAAAUGGAUUUGUUUGCUGCUGAUGGGUCCUGAAGGCCGGGAGCUGUAUUAUGCUGAGUGGGUUCAAAGCCUGGGAUGGAAAACCUGGGUCAGGGCUGGACUCAGACACUGGCUCAUCCCAGGGGCUGCUGCUGUGGCUGCUGCUGAGCCCUGGCGUGCUGUGGGCCUGCAGAGGGCCCCCUCGGCCACUGUGCCGGCCUGUCAACACAACCCUGGCCGCAGAGAAGGAGUUCUGCCCAGUCUGCAUCACCUUCACCACCAGCAUCUGUGCCGGCUACUGUCCUAGCAUGGUCCGAGUCCUGCCGGCUGCUCUGCCUCCAGUACCCCAGCCAGUGUGCACCUACCGUGAGCUGCGCUUCGCAUCUGUCCGCCUGCCUGGCUGCCCACCUGGUGUGGACCCCACGGUUUCCUUCCCUGUGGCCCUCAGCUGCCGCUGUGGGCCCUGCCGUCUCAGUAGCUCUGACUGUGGGGGUCCUAGGACUCAACCACUGACCUGUAACCUCCCCCAUCUCCCUGGACUCCUCUUCCUCUGACACCCACUCCCUAAUUCCUCUAUCUCCGGGAGCUAGCAGGUGUCCCAGCUGUCCCUCCCAAUAAAGGCUUUACA